CCUUGCCUGACGAAUAUGAAACCAACUUCAGCGUCAUCCUCCUGUGCCCUCAUUAAAGAUGGCCGUUUCGGCUUCACCUCGUUGUUAACGGCGCACACAUACCAUUGGUCGGAGCUGGGCUGUUCGACCAUAGUAGCGAUGGUGGGCAUGAGCUUACUCCGGUCUGCUGCUGCUUUUGCAGUCAGACUGAGUCCUCUGAAAUCUGGAAACACUGCGGCAAACUUGCUCACUAGAACUAUCCCACGGGCGGAUAAAGUGGCUGUCCGUUGGGGUCAUGGAAAGAAAAUGUUUGUCGUCAAGCCCACUGACUACUAUGACAGGAGGUUUCUGCGCUUAUUGCAAUUUUACUUCCUGCUCACUGGCAUUCCCGUGGCUGUCAUUAUCACAUUUGUGAAUGUCUUCAUCGGUGAGGCAGAGAUGGCUGAAAUUCCUGAGGGCUACGAACCGGAGUACUGGGAGUACUACAAGCACCCCAUCACCAGGUGGAUUGCACGGACCAUAUAUGAUACCCCAGUGAAGGACUAUGAAAAGAUGAUGGCAGUAAUCCAAAUAGAGAAAGAGAAGGCAGACAUGAGACUGACAGAGCUGGAGGUGCGUCGACUGAUGAGGACCAGGGGCGACGGCCCCUGGUUCCACGUGCCGACCAUCCACAAGGGGCUCAUUGACAACAGCCCAAAGUCGUCACCUGACAAUUAAUCCAGAUGUGUCUGUACAUCAUGUUGAUGAAUCUGACGUCGUUUGUACAUUUUUUCCCCUUCCUGCGUAAAAUAAAGCAUCUUUAUCUACUCUGA
Molecule: messenger RNA, 791 nt
Organism: Scophthalmus maximus (turbot)
Lineage: Eukaryota; Metazoa; Chordata; Actinopteri; Pleuronectiformes; Scophthalmidae
Gene: ndufb5
Product: NADH:ubiquinone oxidoreductase subunit B5
Exons: 6
Coding region: 16-696 (226 amino acids)
Source: RefSeq, a predicted model, not a curated record